Molecule: messenger RNA, 1078 nt
Organism: Entrophospora candida
Lineage: Eukaryota; Fungi; Glomeromycota; Glomeromycetes; Entrophosporales; Entrophosporaceae
Source: the annotation of a GenBank genome assembly
AUGUUGAUUAAUAAUGAAUGCUAUAGUAAUGAAAUUGAAAAUAUUCAGUUGGACUAUGCCAAAUGUGUGUUGAGAGAUGCCAACAAUGAAAAACACCAAGUACGUACCAUAGUGACUGAUAAUAUGAUAAAAACACUAAAAGAUGUGUUGCAAAAUGUUGAAGACGAACCAGGAAAAAAGCAGAAAUCUCAAGAUCCAACAGUUUGUGUAGCAGAGAAUAGUCAGGCUGAGUCUCUGUAUAACGCAGAACAAGAGAUUGCUAAUUAUGGGCUCUGUACACCCGAAAGACAAAAUACAUUGCAUGUCAGGUAUCGUUCACCGGAACAACAGGAAAAAGAGGAGGGAGAGGAAGAUACACUCUAUGAAACUUCUGUAUUUAACCCUUUUUUUGAAAAGCCUUCUGUGAAUGAAGACAAUUUCAAGGAGAAUAAGAUGGGUCCUUGGUGUUUGAGCAAUGCAAAUCACAAAGAAAUCAAGAUUGCUUUUUUGUCAAUUAAGAAGAAAAACAUGUGGAAGUUGGAGACAAGUGGUAGAGUGGUAGAAGAAAAACUAUAUAAUCUUGGCCAUGGUCUGGAAUUUGAGCAUGGAGCCCACUCAUUUAUUGUGGAUGUGGAUGAUGAGUUAAUAAAACAGCAUUUUAGUGAAGCUGAACAUCUAGAAAUGGAGAAUGAAUGUGUUCCAGAAAUACCACAGCUGUCACAAGACAUUAUAGAUUAUCUUAUCAAAUUUAACAAUAAAAAAACACUAAAGGAGAUAUGUAAAGCAAUUAAUGAACCAGAUGAAAAGUUGGAUAUGAAAUAUGAUCAAGAUGCUUACCAUGAUCUAGAUUACAUUAGAUUUGCGUUAUAUGCACUGGUUAGGGAAAUUGAGAAUGGAGGAUUAAAAGGCCAGAGUUUUGCAGAUUUGAAGGGGACAUCUGUUGUGAAAGCACCAGUGCUGCGAAUGCUGAGUGGAAGAACACACAUAGAACAGAUACGAACACUCAGAGAAAGUAUGGACACCGAGGCAAUUGGAUCUUAUGACGAAUUGGAAAUGGUGAACGUGAUGAAUAUGGUAUUGGCGAAGUGGGAAAGUUGUG